Messenger RNA from Paramecium sonneborni, 544 nucleotides. NCBI's taxonomy places the organism in Eukaryota, Ciliophora, Oligohymenophorea, Peniculida, Parameciidae. The record is from the annotation of a GenBank genome assembly.
AUGUAUCUGAAUAAUUUAGAAUUUUAUAGUGGAAGUGGAUAUAAACUAUCGGGAUUUAUAAAAAAGUGGAAGGAAAAACUUUUGGUGUUUGAUUUAAAUUCUAGGGUAGUUUUAAUGAUAUUUUCAGAUUUUAUAAAUAUAAGAUGUGAAGAGUCAAAGUUAAAAAUAAAUUGAUAUUUCAAAUUACAACAUUAAGUAAUUGGGAAAGUAUUAAGAGAAAUGGUCAUUAAAACUAUCAAAUGCAUAAAAUGAAUUUAAGUUUGGAUGGAAUAAUGAAAAAGAUUGUUAAUAAUGGGUUGAUUGUUUCACAGGUGAAUGGAAGAGAUAAUAAGAGUAAUUAAGAUUUUUGGAGGAAUUUGAUAAAUCUCAUCCUGAAGUUGAACCUUAUAUAGAAAAAUAACCAUUAGUGUUUCGACCAAAACCAAGUUUAAUGUCUCGUGAUAAGAUUGAAAAUAUGAUUCCUCAUUUGCCAUAGUUUAUUUAAGUAAAGAAAAAGAAUAAAAAAUUAGAAAGAUAUGGAGAUUCUAUUGUAAAAUACAUUUGA